This is a messenger RNA of Neurospora crassa OR74A, 1419 nucleotides long. RefSeq lists its product as hypothetical. NCBI's taxonomy places the organism in Eukaryota, Fungi, Ascomycota, Sordariomycetes, Sordariales, Sordariaceae. Bases 1 to 1419 code for a protein of 472 amino acids. The transcript has a single exon. The record is from RefSeq and is a predicted model, not a curated record.
AUGUCCGUGUCAUCCCCCGGAACCAUUGUCGACGAGUCCUACGACGACCUAAGCUGGGUCGAUUUCCGGCUUGACCGGGCCGAUGAUAUCACAGCUAUUAAGAAGUCGCUCACGAACCAGGCCUGGUUUGAGCCCCUGUCGCACCCCGAAAAGGACAUGAGCGGCUUCAACGUCGCCAUGAUCGUAAUGCGCAUGAUUUACGGCAACGUGCUGGCGACUCCUGCGACAGCCGAGCCAAGUCUCGAGUUGCUGGAGGACGACGAGGACUGUGAGUCAGAGCCCGAGACAGACGAGAAGAGCGAACAUUUGCAUCUCAGAUCCUACCUCUACGACAACGAGGAGCAGUUUCCCCUUCUCGCAGUAUCUUGGGUCGACAUACCCGGAAUCCUCCAGAAAAAGGCAAAGAAUAGCCGUACCGAGAGCGUAUCAUCAUCGGCGGCCUACGACAGAACGGUGUUCGAGAUGGCCGAGUUACUCCUCUCUAGCUUCCCCAAGCACCGGCAUGAAGACGGACCGAUAUCUUUCUCCUACAUCAUGUCCAGCGACCUGGCCAACGACGCGCUCUGGAGCCACCCCUAUUUUCUCUACUACUCUCCUAUCGUCGGUUGCGCCCCCGCCGAAGCCGGACCGUGGACGGUCGGUCGCAAGAAAAUCCCGACCCGCAUGAAUGCGCACUACUCCCUCCUUCAUUUCGACUGGGCGCUCGAGCGCAAACAGUUUGCUGGUCUUGGCGCUUUUUUGACGUCCGUGGUUCUUCCCCGCCAGCGUCCAGACGGGCAGUGGUUGCUCUAUCAGCCGAACUUUCCCAAAGUGUUGCGGGUCAGAUAUGUGCCCGCCGCGGACACUCGCCGUUCUUCUUCGCCUGAUGGGGGUGCCACUCCCUACGACCAGAACCCCGGAUUUGACGACCUCAGACACAUCACCAUCGGCGGCCGCAAGAUUGACACUUCAACCUCUCUGGUAGAAUGGGCGCGCAAAGAUAAGCAAGGACAAGCCAUCAGGCAGGGAUACUCCAUAUUUGCUGUAGUGCGACUGCGUAACUCGAGCAAUCCGAAGGAGCAGGAUCUGGUACGGACUUACGAUGUGCAGCGGAUUGCCGACAUGGAGCGAAGGGCCGACGGCAUUGUGGUGCCCGAGAUGUCGACGACAAGCAGGACGGGAAGUGCAACGAGAUACUUGACUGAUGGGUGGAAGUUGGGUGAGCCGGGUCAUGAGUACGAUCUGUUCUAUUGUAGGGAUGAAGCUGAGCCGGAGGGUGAUGCUCCUGCUUCUGGAGCGAAGACUGGAAGUGCCAAGGAGGUUGGUGGUGGUGGUGGAGAUGAACAGGAGCAGGAGCAGAGGGAGAAGCGGGUGAAUGACAUUCCUUAUGAAAGUAUCGAAGAUGGAGAUGCCACUCUGCAAUGGGAAGGAGCAAAGUGA